AUGGCCGUUCCCUUCACCUACCACGCCAAGGCGCAAUCUACAUUCAAGCCGCCGCUUAUCGCCAACGAUAACGCCUUUCUAGGCGAUGUGCAAACGAGUGAACAAGAGAACCCCGACAAGCCCAUGUCAUGUGGCUUUUAUCGACUCGAAAAAGGCACCCCCCUCGUUUACACCUACACGUACGACGAAAUGAAAAUCAUCGUGGAGGGGAAAUUUGAGAUUGCCGACGAGACGGGCCAGAAAGUCACGGCAACUCCGGGCGACGUAUUUUAUUUUCCCAAGGGGGCGACCAUUUCUUUUACGACGGAGGACUAUGGACUGGCGUUUUAUGUGGGUACCCCCGGGCUGAAUGUGAACGCGACUAACGAAGACCAGACCGGACAGCGGAAGCAGGGCGCUGCGUGA
This is a messenger RNA of Penicillium paradoxum, 405 nucleotides long. RefSeq names its product cupin domain-containing protein. Bases 1 to 405 code for a protein of 134 amino acids. The record is from RefSeq and is a predicted model, not a curated record. The transcript has 2 exons. NCBI's taxonomy places the organism in Eukaryota, Fungi, Ascomycota, Eurotiomycetes, Eurotiales, Aspergillaceae.